Molecule: messenger RNA, 2106 nt
Organism: Nerophis lumbriciformis (worm pipefish)
Lineage: Eukaryota; Metazoa; Chordata; Actinopteri; Syngnathiformes; Syngnathidae
Source: RefSeq, a predicted model, not a curated record
AUGGAUUUGGACAUGCAACCACGGACGCGGAGGUUGGAAUCAACGAUCGGGGGGGAUUUUUCGGGGGCGAUAUUUUGCCACAUCGCCGGCAGAGAGCAAAAAGUGCGGAAAAUGCGUAUUUUGUUGUUCGUCGUCAGCGCCGCGCUGGUGGCAGCUUUGCCGCCGCCGCGAUGCGAUUCGGGGAUUCGAGGGCACUGCAAGCCAAUCGUGGAGGAAAAACCCAAGUGCGAGGAGAUGCAGCUUUCGUACUGCGAGGACGCGGGCUACACGCACACGCUCUUCCCCAACACCCUCGGGCACGCCAGCCGCCAGGAGGCGGAGAGCGGCGUGGAGUACCUGCUCUUGAGCGUGCUGGAGUCGUUGCUGGGCGGCGAGUGCCACGUCGAGGCGCGGGCGCUCGGCUGCUCCGUGCUGGCGCCGCCCUGCCGGGACGACCGGGCGCUGAAGCCGUGCCGGCGGGCCUGCGAGGCCGCCCGAAAACGCUGCGUGCACGCUUUCGAGGGCAUCCGGAUGGCCUGGCCUUACUUCCUGGACUGCGACCGAUUCUUCGCCGCCGACGAAGAGGGAUGCUACGACCCGCUGCGGGACCUCGCGGCACGAGAUGACGAAGCGAUCUCUGACUUUCCCCUGCCGGAACCGGUGCCGAAAAUCAAAUUCGCCUAUCUGUCCAACGCUCAGACCGACGGCGUCCUGAAGCGGACGGAGCGGGAAUGCGCCGACAUCUCCAGAACCUACGGCAUCGGCCGCAGCGCCGAGGGCAGGGAACUGCUGGUCAUCGAGUUCUCCGACAGUCCCGGCCGACACGAGUUGCUGGAGCCGGAGAUAAAGCUGAUCGGCAACGUUCACGGAGACGAGGCGGCGGGCCGCCAGCUGCUGGUCUACUUGGCGCAGUACCUGUGCUCCGAGUAUCGCCUGGGCAACGAGCGCGUGCGCACGCUGGUCAACACCACCCGUAUCCACAUACUGCCUUCCGUCAACCCCGACGGCUACGAGGCGGCGCUUUCCGGACAGCGGGACGCCGGCGGCGGCUACGAAGACGACGACGGUCAAACGGGUCGCGGCUACGGCCGGAGCGACGUGGGCCGGAACAACGGUCAGAACAUCGACCUGAACAGAAACUUUCCCGAUCUGACUUCCGUAGUUUACGGCCGUCGACGCCAAAAGGGCUACCGCACCGACCACGUCCCCAUCCCGGACCACUACUGGUUCGGCAAGGUCGCGCCAGAGACCUACGCCGUGAUGAAAUGGAUCCGCUCCAUCCCGUUCGUGCUGUCGGCUAACUUUGCCGGCGGCGACCUGGUGGUGUCCUACCCCUACGAGCGCUCCAAGCACCCUCUGGAUCUGAACCUCUUUUCCCCGACGCCGGACGACAAGGUAUUCAAGUUUCUGGCCAGAAGCUACGCGAGCACGCACGAAACCCUGAACUACGGGGACGCCCGCUGCGGCUCGGCUUCGGCGCGCAGUCAUCGAGGAACGGUGAACGAAGCGCAGCGCUCCGCCAACGCCGGAGGCAUGCAAGACUUCAACUACCUCCACACCAACUGCUUCGAAGUGACCGUGCGGCUGGGAUGCGAGAAAUUCCCGCCCGAGGAGGAUUUGUUCAACAUCUGGCACGAAAACCAAGAGUCCAUGAUGUCCUUUAUGGAAACGGUCCAUCGAGGCAUCAAAGGGAUCGUAAGAGAUGCGGAGGGAAACGGAAUAAAAGGUGCCAGGGUAUCGGUGCGAGGAAUACGCCAUGAUAUUACAGCAGCUGAAAACGGCGAAUACUGGCGCCUCCUCAGCCCGGGCAUCCACAUCGUGUCGGCGUGGGCGCCCGGUUUCUCCCGAGCGGCCAAGAAAAUCCACCUGCCUCCCGCCAUGCACUCGGCGGGCCGCGUGGACUUUAUUCUGGAGAGGGCGGAGCCGGAGCCCGGCCGGCAGGAGGAGGAGGACGCCGCCGCCGUCGCCGCCUACGAGCGCUUCGACCCCAACGACCAGUACGAACGCUACCUCCGGACGGAAGUGAGCCAACGCGCCCCGGAGAGCAGGCUGGAGAAACCCUGGUGGUGGAACUACUUUGUCCUACCGGGGGCGCCCUCGCCCCUUUGGCUGCUCUUGAAGCGCUAG